AUGCCACCAUCACUGUUUUAUACAGGUUGUAAAGAAGAUUACUUAACUUGUUCAUUCUAUACUAUCUUUUUGCAGAUGAUGUAUGUAAAAAAGGUGGGCAAACAUAAGGAACCAGUUCAAAAACAUAGAAACAAACGUAAAACCAAGAGUAGACAGGGUGCUGUGGCUAUAAAAAAAUAUAAAUAUGAAGAGAGCUUGAAUGUUUUACUGCCUCAUAUACAGGAUCGAAAUACAAUAACAAGUAUCGAGUCUGAGAACGAAGAGACGCAAAACGAAACGGUUACUUCGCCAGUUACUACGCCUACCGAAACAAUUAACUCCGAUGAACAGCAGCAGCAGGAAGAUCGCUCACCAGCUAUUAGUGAAACAAAUUUUACGCCACCUGCUGAUCCGAAUCCAUAUCCCCUGUCAACUACACAAUUCACUCGUUCCGGCAACAGCAAUCGCAAUGCAACCGUUGCAACUACACACAAUCGCCGUCGUAUAGUGCCACAAUCCCAGUCCUCUGCGUCAAGCGCAUUAAUGGAAUACAUUCUAAAAAAUAAAGAAAAGUCCAACACACAAGACAUUCAUCCUAUUGAUGCAUUCUUCAACGGUUUGGCAGCCACCAUAAAAUCUUUUCCCCUUACUAUCAGCAUCUUGCAAAAGGAAGAAUAUUUGCAGUAG
Molecule: messenger RNA, 666 nt
Organism: Parnassius apollo (apollo)
Lineage: Eukaryota; Metazoa; Arthropoda; Insecta; Lepidoptera; Papilionidae
Source: the annotation of a GenBank genome assembly